AGAAGUUUUCGAAUAAUGGCGGGUAAUUCUACUAUUGCUGGCUUUACCGACUCUGGAGUCCGGACAGUUACAGAUGCCCCAAAUGUAGCAGACGAUGUCAUGGCUGUGGCAAAGAAAAUGCAUUGGGUGACUAGCACUAUAUUUGGUUGCAUUUUUGUCAUUAUUGGACUCAUUGGGAACAUCUUCUCCAUUCUCAUCUGGAGCCGAAAAUCCAUGCGAUCUUCUACUGGGAUAUAUCUCAUUGCUCAAGCGCUGGCGGAUAUGGGUCUCCUGAUUUUCUUCUUUAUCACAGACAGUCUGCCGAUGAUGGCGCCCUCUGUGAAGGCUAGCUACGCGUUUGGAGUGUUUUUCUCGUAUAUUGGGUACCCUAUUUUCUUUCUGUUUGUUGUAUGGAGUAUCUGGAUGACAGUUGGGGUGACAGUAGACCGCUAUAUCCAAGUUUGUUGGUUCACGAAAGCAAAGGAGAUGUGCAGCGACAAGAGAGCUGGUAUCGGGAUAGGAAUCAUUGCUCUUCUUUGCUUUUUGAUAAACACACCCCAUUUUAAGACCUUCUACCCGAUUCCUGAGUCCGACAGAAAUCCAGAAGAUGAUGCCUUCUCUCACACGGAGUUUGGAGCCAGUGAAGGAAGUCAGCGCUAUGAAUUCUGGGUACACUGCAUGUUUCUGGUUCUGGUUCCAUGGCUUACAAUCUUCAUCCUAAAUAUGCUGAUCAUCUGCCGCGUUGUCAGGGCCAACAGAGGCAUGUCGACCCGGAAGAGCAUAAAAGGACAGGAGAAGGCCAAGAGGGCAGAGAACCAGAUGACCCGCCUUCUUUUGACCGUGACAUUCGUUUUUCUCAUCCUUAUUGCCCUUCAGUGUAUAACGCAAUGCUUCUUCAUGAUGCAGCCAGAAACGGCCGAUCUGCGCAUUGUUAACGAGGCAUUUUCUGUCGCCAAACUUGGAAUCGUGAUCAACUCCUCUAUCAACUUUUUUCUCUACUGUCUCAGUGCACGCAAGUUCCGCAAAGAGUUGUUCAGAGUUAUUGGAAUCCGAAAGGGAGAAAGAGAGGAGUCCUUCUCAAGCUCCACGGCAUCUACCACAUUAUCUACGGCCAAAUUCAAAAUGUCCUAUAAAGCCUAAUCAUGGAGAACGCCACAUACGAGUA
Messenger RNA from Saccostrea echinata, 1144 nucleotides. RefSeq names its product FMRFamide receptor-like. Gene Ontology annotation, cellular component: membrane. The transcript has 3 exons. Gene Ontology annotation, molecular function: G protein-coupled receptor activity. NCBI's taxonomy places the organism in Eukaryota, Metazoa, Mollusca, Bivalvia, Ostreida, Ostreidae. The record is from RefSeq and is a predicted model, not a curated record. The coding region runs from base 16 to 1119 and encodes 367 amino acids. Gene Ontology annotation, biological process: G protein-coupled receptor signaling pathway.